AUGAAUGCUCUCUUCUUCUCUCUGUGCAUCGCACGAAGAAUCAGCUUGAAUGGCGAAACUCAGGAGGCCGUUCCAGCCUCAAGUAUUGGCAGGAAAGAUUUAUUUGUGGCACCAGCAGGCCCUCAAGGGGUAUCAAAUUAUCACGCUUCCUCCCGUGCGUCUACUGUUUCUGGUUUGCAGCCUCUUGUCCGGACUAAAUCUGCUCAAACAUGUGAUGCAUCUGCUCAAAACAGAGGAUCUAUAAACAUUAAUGGCCAGGGUGUAAAGGCUGCUCUUUCAGACGUUCAAGAAGGUCCUAUUGGUGAUCGGGAUUCUGAGAAAGAAGAGGGUGAAUGGUCUGAUGCAGAGGGCUCGGCUAAUGCUUCAACUGGUUUACAUGCACAAGAGAGAGGCCAAGUUGCAUUGAUGCAAAAUAUUGCAUGCCCAAAGGGGGUAGUGCGUAUUGUAUUAGACACUGAAACAACUGAUAAGAAAAUCAAUAGAGCUAAAGAUGGUGACGAAUAUUCUGCUUCAGAGCCUAAACCAAGAAUAUCCAGAGGAAAUGAAGCAACUCAUUCAUUGAGGCCCGUAAAUAAUCCUGGGAAACGCCCAAAGCCUGACCAGCAGAAGGAAGUAAUGUUGGGAAAGAAGCGUGGCAGGCAGACCAUGUAUCUCGAGCUAGAAGAUGUGAAGCAAGUCGGUGCUUCGAAGGCUUCAACUCCUAAGCAGAUACCUGCACCACGGGCACUAUUGAGGACAGUAAGAGAAACCCAUUCUGCACUGCCAUCUACUGAUAGUGGGGAAGAGCAAACACAAUCUGUAAUUGGGGAUGCAGAAAAGGGUGAUCUCUUGACUUAUGAAGGCAAUGAAGUUGCAGAGUCAAAUGAUUGUAAAAUCGUCAGUGAUGAAAACAGUAAUUCUGCGACUCCUGGACCUCCGAGAACAUUAAAUGGCUCGAUAGAUCUUCCUUUGCAAGUUCAAACACCUCUUGUUUCUAGUCAAAGUUCUUUGAAGCAUCAGCCUAAUAUAAAGCAACUUAGUCAGUGUUCUGGUAGGAAACCAGCAGUCAGUGGUUAUACUCAUCCUAAAUUAGCUGUAAAAAGGCAUCUUCCCCAGAAGCAAAGUUUUGUUAACGUUCAAGAUUCAUCAGUGGAACGCCUAUUGCGUGAGGUGACGAGUGAGAAAUUUUGGAAUCACCCAGAUGAACAGAAGCUUGAGCGUGUUCCAGGUCGCUUUGAUUCAGUAGAAGAGUAUAUUAGGGUGUUUGAGCCUUUGCUAUUUGAAGAAUGCAGAGCGCAGCUUUACAAUAACUGGGAGGAGUCUUCAGAAAUGGCUUCAAGCCAUGUUAGGGUGGUCAUAAAAAGCAUUGAACGACGCGAAAGGGGAUGGUUUGAUGUGGUAUUAAUGCCACCAUAUGAAUACAAAUGGACAUUUAAGGAAGGGGAUGUAGCAGUUCUUUCAAUCUGUAUGCCUGGAGCAGCCAAUGCUAGGAGGAAUGGUCCCUCACCUCCUGAAGAUAAGGAGAAGCCAGAAGUUAAUGGGCGUGUUGCAGGUACAAUGAGGAGAUACAUGCCUAUUGGUAACCAAGGACACACAGGAGUCACCCUUCACUUUUUUGUUGGGGAUAACUACAACUCCAGCAGCAAGAAUGAUGAUGAUCAUCUUUUGCGGAAGCUCCGCCCUGGUGAUCACUGGUAUCUGACUCCUCUUUGUUCUUUGGCGACAACACAGCGAGAAUACAUUGCUCUGCAUGCGUUCCGCCAUCUUCACGUUCAGAUGCAAAACGCGAUUAUUCAACCUAGUCCUGACCAGUUCCCAAAAUAUGAAGAGCAACCACCUGCAAUGCCUGAUUGCUUUACACCAAGCUUUGUUGAACAUCUACGCAGGACGUUUAAUGGACCCCAGCUAGCUGCAAUUCAAUGGGCUGCAAUGCAUACUGCUGCUGGUACGUCAAGUGGUGUGGCAAAGAAGCAAGAACCGUGGCCUUUUACUUUAGUUCAGGGCCCUCCUGGAACUGGUAAAACACAUACUGUGUGGGGGAUGCUUAAUGUGAUCCAUCUAGUCCAAUAUCAGCGUUACUAUGCUGCAUUGCUAAAGAAAUUGGCGCCUGAAAGUUAUAAGCAGGCUGAUGAGAGCAACUCAAAUAGUACGGUGGCUGUGGCCUCUGGUUCAAUUGAUGAAGUUCUGCAGAGCAUGAAUCAGAAUCUCUUUCGAACUCUUCCAAAACUCUGCCCAAAGCCUAGGAUGCUUGUUUGUGCUCCCUCAAAUGCUGCAACUGAUGAACUUCUUGCACGUGUCCUUGACCGAGGAUUUAUUGAUGGGGAGAUGAAAAUUUAUCGAGCUGACGUUGCUCGAGUUGGUGUGGAUUCUCAGAAUCGGGCAGCUCAGGCAGUUUCUGUUGAAGGAAGAACUGAGCAACUUUUGAAAAAGAGUCGUGAGGAAGUGUAUGGCUGGAUGCAUAGUUUGAGGCUUCGCGAGACUCAGUUAUCCCAGCAAAUUGCAUAUCUCCAAAAAGAACUAAAUGUUGUAGCUGCCGCUGGUCAUGCACAAGGAUCUGUUGGUGUUGACCCUGACGUUCUUAUGGCCAGAGACCAAAACCGAGAUAGGUUACUCCAAAACCUUGCUGCAAUAGUUGAAAACAGGGACAAAUUACUAGUUGAGAUGUCCCGAUUGCACAUUUUAGAAGGGAGGUUUCGAGCUGGCGGGAACUUUAAUUUCGAGGAAGCUCGUGCGGAUCUGGAAGCAAGCUUUGCUAAUGAAGCUGAAAUUGUUUUUACUACAGUUUCAAGCAGUGGGCGCAAGCUGUUCUCUCAUCUAACUCAUGGCUUUGACAUGGUUGUGAUCGAUGAAGCAGCUCAAGCCAGUGAAGUAGGAAUACUGCCACCACUUUCCCUCGGUGCAGCUCGCUGUGUUCUUGUCGGGGACCCUCAGCAGCUCCCUGCCACCGUCAUCAGUAAGGCAGCUGGAACCUUGUUAUAUAGUAGAAGCCUUUUUGAGAGGUUCCAGCAAGCAGGUUGCCCGACAAUGCUGUUAUCUGUGCAAUAUCGAAUGCAUCCAUAUAUUCGGGAUUUUCCUUCCAAGCACUUUUACCAAGGGCGCCUUACAGAUAGUGAGAGUGUCGCUUCUCUUCCAGAUGAGGUGUAUUACAAAGAUCCACUGCUGAGGCCUUAUAUCUUUUUUGAUAUUGCUGUUGGUCGAGAAUCUCAUCGAGGGGGUUCUGUCUCCUAUCAGAACACUAUAGAAGCACAGUUUUGUGUUCGUUUAUAUCAGCACAUUCAGAAAACUAUCAGAUCAUUAGGUGCCAGGAGGGUGUCGGUUGGCAUAAUCACUCCAUACAAAUUGCAACUGAAAUGUCUUCAACGGGAGUUCAAGGAUGUUUUAAAUUCAUCAGAAGGACGGGAUGUCUAUAUUAAUACUGUGGAUGCUUUCCAAGGGCAAGAGCGUGAUGUCAUUAUAAUGUCUUGUGUUCGGGCUUCAAGUCAUGGUGUUGGUUUUGUUGCAGAUAUUCGCCGAAUGAAUGUUGCUCUUACUCGUGCAAGAAGAGCCUUGUGGGUGAUGGGAAACGCAAAAGCGCUGGAGCAGUCUGAUGAUUGGGCUGCUCUAAUUAAUGAUGCCAAAGCUCGAAAAUGUUACUUAGACAUGAAUUCUCUGCCUAAAGAAUUUUUCUCCGAGCCUUCUACUUAUGGUGCGUUUUCGUCCACGAUCUCUAAUGCAAGGGGUUUGGGAUCUGGACCGAGUUAUAGACCACAGGAGUCAUAUUCAAAUUUCGGACCUUCAGAAGUGGAGGCAAAGUCAACUUAUCCUUAUAUUGCUCGACUUGGAAGUAAUCAGUUCAUGAGGCCACCAGGAACAUAAAUUCUUACAUGAGUUCGAUGACAGCUGGGAAAUGAAUGCUUCCGAAGGCGGCUAAUGUUUUGGGAAAGCAAAGCUUGAACUCGUCAGCUGCUGCAAAGAUGCAAAUAUCAAUUCUCCACGGUCCUCGGAUUAUUGCUACCGGAAUCCUUCUCUUCCUGAGAUUUUUUUAUAGAACAUGUGAUUUUAAGGUUGAAAACAGACGCUAAGUUUCCAUUGAAUUAGGGAGUAAUUGAAAGGGAAGAAGUUUGAGUGCAUUGUCCUGUCUCGUGUUCCAGCUUCAAAGAUGUUCAGAGAGGAGGGGUCCAAAUGGCCGGGCAACUGCAUUUUCACUGAAGGAUUCCGAGCUCAGUGAUUACUGAGAAACUGGAGCGUUCAUCUGCUAAGUAUGCCCGAGCUAUACUUCCUCGCCUGAAAAUGAUCUCGGAGAUGGAGGGUAAUGGUGAUAAUGUUAUCGAAGAUGGCUCACAUCUGAGCUGUUGGAUUUGCUUCAAGGCUGCCCGGUGGUGAAACCAUGCCGGCAUUUAACCUGAGGCAACCCGACUUUCAAGAUUGAGGCCUGCCCACAAGGAACCUGAGGCAAACCGAUCGCCUCAUGUCCCUAUGAAAAAUGAGGCCCCAAAUAUGCUUGCGAUUUUUCUGUUAAUGAUUAUAUGGUUUGUAAAACUAGUUAUUAAAUAUUAUGCAGUUCACUUUGAAAUAAUUUAUGCAUUUAGACCUUUUGGUUUGUAUAA
Molecule: messenger RNA, 4565 nt
Organism: Salvia hispanica
Lineage: Eukaryota; Viridiplantae; Streptophyta; Magnoliopsida; Lamiales; Lamiaceae
Product: putative helicase MAGATAMA 3
Molecular function (GO): helicase activity
Source: RefSeq, a predicted model, not a curated record